Opisthorchis viverrini is the source of this 3003-nucleotide messenger RNA. RefSeq lists its product as hypothetical. The coding region runs from base 40 to 3003 and encodes 987 amino acids. NCBI's taxonomy places the organism in Eukaryota, Metazoa, Platyhelminthes, Trematoda, Opisthorchiida, Opisthorchiidae. The record is from RefSeq and is a predicted model, not a curated record. The transcript has 10 exons.
CUUCACGUAUUACUGAAAAAGUCUCUUCCGGUCAGUCUCAUGGAUUACCCGGCGGGCUCUGCUGACGAAGAAAUGGAACAACUAAUGGACUUGAUUCAUCGAGAAAUAUACGGAGACGAGUCAUCAUUCGAACAAGAAUUGGCUGACCUAAUGAGAAGCAAUCAAGAAACUAAGUCUCUUCCGGUCAGUCUCAUGGAUUACCCGGCGGGCUCUGCUGACGAAGAAAUGGAACAACUAAUGGACUUGAUUCAUCGAGAAAUAUACGGAGACGAGUCAUCAUUCGAACAAGAAUUGGCUGACCUAAUGAGAAGCAAUCAAGAAACUAAGCAUCUCGACUGCUCGUGUCUGGGUUUGGGUAACCUGACAGUAGCUAAGUCCUCAAGCCUCCUUCAGUUGGCAUGGCAGUUAGACACCAAAGAGAUUGCAAUGCCACCAAGUGAAAGGAUAAAGAACCUAUCGGUUACUCAACAAAUACGCCUGUACGAACAACGAUGCAAAACUUUUGGUCGUGUGAUCCUGGAACCAUCAGAAGCGAAAGAUUUUGAACUGGCGAAAUUGUUGUUGUGCAAGAAGAAGAAAUUAGAGGAAGCUAUUGGGCUACUCAGACAAGGUGAAUGUGUUAAGUACGUCCCUCGUCCACCAGUGCUGAAUGCAACUUUCAAAAAGCUCCUUCUGACUGAAGCUGAGCUGGCGGAUUCUUCGUUGACGAAAAUUGAGCUAGACAGUGUUAAAAGUGAAAGGAAUAUUUUUUUCCGCACCGACUUCAGUAGAAAUAUCUUCAACAUCGUCAUCGACAAUACGAUACCAGUGUUCAACGCUGCUAUAGUAUGUCACACUGGACGUCAUAAUAACUGGGAUAAUUUGACGGAUAAACGGAAUAUUCUUGCACGCACAUUGCAAAUGCAGCAGACGGAUUUGGAAGAUCUCUUGAAAUAUCUGCAGUGUUUCAGCCACGAAGAAAUUAGAAAAGAACUGUUUGAACUGAGCCUUUCGAACAAACGCAGUCUGGAAGAAAUCACCGAAGAACGGUGUGAUUUGAAUGAGCUGGAACCUCACUUUUGGAAUGCGUACAUACCAGAACUAAACAAGAACUUGUCACUGGGACCAGAUCAAUUACAGGUGGCAGUUACCUGGGUAAAACCGGAUUUGUCUCUCAGUUGUACAAAGGCGCCCAACCGGUUCAUUUUGAUUAAACUGAAUUACCCAGUUGAUGAGCCCCAAGAAAAAUCUCUGCCCGAUUUCACAAACGUCAAACAUUUACGAGCAGAUUACACCGUGUUGUUCUACCUUUUCCGAAAUGUCUCCCCAAUCACCAUAUCACAAAUGAAAUUGUUCAUUACAGUUUUGUAUGAACAGCUUCCUCACGCAUUUCAACAGAACGGUCUACGAGGUCUUUCUCAACUUCGUGUUGAACAAAAAGUCCCCGAUGAACCCAUAUCAUUCUUGAUUGGUAAAGUACAACAUAGCCAUUUGGGCAACCGAUGUUUCACAGUGAUGGCAUAUGUAACUAGUAUGCGACUAAGAAACGAGAUUUUAAAAAGAAUAACGGGAAUAGUCGUUGGGUUAGUCUUAGAGUCGCGCCAAAAACAAGGCCGACAAAUUGUCUUUGAUCUUCGAAAAUUGUCAAGGAACUGGGAAUAUUCAAAAUGCUCACGUCUGUUAUCAACAAUAGGGACGCCGUUCCCUCAUUAUUAUAGAGAAAUUUGUCAAAGCUAUUGUGGUGAGCGAAGGGAGCUGCAACUAAGUUACAAAUCUACCACGAUUAGUUUUGAAUACCGCUCACUGAAGCCAUGCGACAGCAACUACUUUGUUGGUUGUCGGCAUGGGGUUGUAAUCUGUCCCGGACAGAUUAUUGCUCCACUGCACUGGAAAAAGUGUACUUUGAUUGAAACCUUCUCAAACGCCGUGAAAGAUGAGAAGGAUACAGCCCCAAAUUUCUCAUCGAACGCUUGUGAAACCACUUUCGAAGACAUAGCACAGCAAGUUCAAAGUCAAAUAUACACCAAAAAUUUCAAAAGGAGAUUAAUUAAAAGAAAUCGCAGAGCGAUUAAGGCAUAUGAGGGUGAUUUUUGGACUGAGUGCACAUGCGAAGAAAUGCAGCAUUUUCACAUAAAGCAGAGGUCUACGAAAAUUCCCACUACUCUUCAUGAGACAGAGAUUUCGCUUAUGGAUUUGGACAGGCUUGCAACUUUACGCUUUGAAAUCGACACCAAGGAAUAUGGAUUCUUGGAGGUGUUGGUUCGUCGCCGAAAGCCGAUAAAUGGAGCGAAUUUCAUUCAGACCAAACGAACCUGGUUGACUUUAGUUCGACGGACAUACCAAAACUCUGAGACAACGCAACCUGAGGUCUUAUCGGGGGCACAGACUCCACAAUCCCAAAGUUUCAGCGAUAACUCGGGGACAUACCAAAUAUUUGCACCAAGAAAGGCACAUUCGUCAAGUCCACAGAAUCCAGCAGUCGAAAACCUUCAACACAAUGCGAUGCAUGUUCUGAAGGCAAACUCAGCAAGCCCUGUCGAAGAACUACCUCAGUUAGUCACACAACCCCAUGUAGAUCUGUCAUUGAACCAAGCAGAUACCUCGACUACUUUACACAAGUCACAGCCUCAAAACUCAAAACCUCCAGCAGUCAAUCACUGGAUUGAAUGCGCACCUUACGCAUCCAAUUGUACACGACUUUACAGUUAUCAGCUUCUAGAAAAACAAGCGGAUCGCCUAUUCAGAGCGCUCGGAGAUAGUGGCACGCCAGAAGAGGUUCGGCAGAGGAACCUUCAGGAAUUAAACUAUUUAACUGCGCAGAUAAAAGCACAUGAAGCACGUGUCUUGGCCCCAACGGGAACGUCUGAGAGAGAAAACUAUUUGAAACAGUUAUUCAAGUUCAAAACAACUUUAGAGGUGGCGAGUAAGACUGCCAGGAAUAACUUGCCACACCGAGUGGCAUUAGACUAUCAGCUGAAUGUAGUUAUCAAGGAACUGGAAAGUUUGGGGGUGAAAAUCACGUGA